This is a messenger RNA of Lampris incognitus (smalleye Pacific opah), 4445 nucleotides long. It is a transcript of the gene slc9a5, whose product is annotated as solute carrier family 9 member A5. Gene Ontology annotation, cellular component: cytoplasm; cytoskeleton; membrane. The transcript has 30 exons. The record is from RefSeq and is a predicted model, not a curated record. Gene Ontology annotation, molecular function: sodium:proton antiporter activity; actin filament binding. NCBI's taxonomy places the organism in Eukaryota, Metazoa, Chordata, Actinopteri, Lampriformes, Lampridae. Bases 105 to 4445 code for a protein of 1446 amino acids. Gene Ontology annotation, biological process: cortical actin cytoskeleton organization; proton transmembrane transport; regulation of pH.
UUAAAGGCUUCAGACGGGAAGGAGCGUUUGAAUUGACGGGGUCCAGACACCGACGACGCCGCCACAAGCUCUAACAUUCAGUCCGGCUGGAAGGAUAAGCAGCCAUGGUUUCCGUCGUCUGCCGAGUCCAGUACCUGGAGGACUCCGACCCGUUCGGCUGCACCAACUUCCCCGAACCUCGGAGACCUCCGUCCGUCACUCUGGAUGAGAACUUGGCGUUGAGCGAACAGAUCGCAGGGAUCCACAAACUGCUGGAGGCUCCUCUCAAGGUAGAAGAAUGUACCCUCCAGUUAUCUCCCAGUGGAAACUACCUGGACCUGGAAUCUUCUCUGGCCGAGCAGAGAGACGACCUGGAGCUCUUCUAUCAAGACGUGGCAAAAGGGAAGAAGCCUAUUCUGAUCUUGCGGACACAGCUGUCUGUGCGUGUUCACUCCAUCCUUGAGAAACUCUACAACUCCCAUGGUCCAGAGCUCCGGCGAGCCCUCUUCUCCCUGAAGCAGCUCUUCCAGGAUGACAAAGACCUGGUCCCCGAGUUUGUGGCUUCAGAGGGUCUGACGUGUUUUAUCAAAGUUGGAGCGGAGGCGGACCACAACUACCAGAACUACAUCCUGAGAGCCCUGAGUCAGAUCAUGUUGUUUGUGGACGGGAUGAAUGGCGUUAUCAACCAUAAUGAGACCGUCCAGUGGCUCUACUCUCUGACUGGCAGCUUGUCCCGGCUGUUGGUGAAGACGGCCCUGAAGCUGCUGAUAGUGUUUGUGGAAUACGUAGAAUCCAACAGUCCUCUGCUGAUCCAGGCUGUGAACAGAGUGGACCAGAGAAGAGGUGUGAAAUCCUGGAGUUAUCUGUUUGAGAUUUUGGAGGAGAAAAAUGGUACAGACACAGAGCUGCUCAUCUUUACCAUGACGCUCAUCAACAAGACUCUGGCAGUGUUACCUGAUCAGGACUCCUUCUACGAUGUGACAGACUGUCUGGAACAGCAUGGCAUGGAACGGAUCAUCCAACAGCAUCUUAACAACAAGGGCACAGAUCCAGAUCUCAGACAGCAGUUCACCAUCUAUGAGAUGGCUCUAAGGUAUGAGGACGGGGAGGUGGACGAUGCCCCUCCAAACACCCGCAAGGAACGCCGCAAGACAGCCGCCAAUGAGUCAGAGGUACGAAGGAGCCAUCGACUGUCUUCUCAGAGCCUCCCCGACGCGCUCCCAUCCUCCCCAUCCUCGUCCCCUGCCUCCUCCUCACGCUCCUCCCCCCUGCCCUGUGAGCUCAGCAGUCCAACCUCCACCCCCUCUGGAUCCCUGAGAGCCUCCCCUCUGCCACCCCCUACAACUACCAAUGGUACUGCCGAACCAGAGCCCAAUACAGCCUCCAGCUCGAGUCGCUCUUUCCUCAUGCACCAGCUAUCUUCCCUGGGGUUGUCAAGGAGGUCCAGACUAUUUUCCAAGACAGGCUCCAUCUCUGAGGCACCCAGUCCAUCUCCCACAGACCCUGUUGGCCCUAAGAAGCCACCACAGCUCAGUCCGGAGCCGCCUACAAAGACCGAGAGCAAAACCACCUUCAACCCGGACGACUGUAACGUUAACCCAGACAAGCCUGUUCUGAGGAGGUUCGAAGACUCGUUCCUGCGGAGCCUGGCUGCCUCUCAGUGGGAGAAGAAGAGGCGAUCGCUCCAUGCUACCAAACACCCGGACCCAGCGUCCUCGUCUGAGGACGUCGCAGUGAUGCACCUGCCCUUGGAGUCCUGCAGUGGCGCUACCCCGACUGAAGGUUCCUCCCAGGCCCACAGUGAUGUCGAGAGCGUCGGUGCUGCAGAAACCCAGGAAGAAACGCAGACCUCCCAGAGUGAUCCAGUCUUCCACUUCUCCAAGCGCUUCACCACCGUGGUUCCGGAGAGCUGCAUGCUGAUCCUACUGGGCCUGGUUCUGGGUGGAGUCGUCCUUCUAGCCAAUAAGAAGCAGCUCUACCAGCUGGAGCCCGUCCUCUUCUUCCUCUUCUUGCUGCCCACCAUCGUGGCUGAUGCCGGCUACUUCAUGCCAGCCAGGCUGUUCUUUGACAACCUGGGCGCCAUCUUGCUGUACGCGGUGGUGGGAACUCUCUGGAACGCCUUCUGCACCGGCUUCUGCCUCUACGGGGUCAAACUGCUGGGGGUCAUAGAUGAGCGGGUGGAGGCGGGGCUUAUGGAGUUCCUGUUGUUCGGCGCGCUGAUCUCAGCCGUGGACCCGGUGGCGGUUCUGGCCGUGUUUGAAGAAGUCCACGUGAAUGAAACACUCUUCAUCAUCGUCUUCGGAGAAUCACUGCUUAACGAUGCGGUGACUGUGGUUUUAUAUAAAGUUUAUAUUUCCUUUGUGGAGGUGGGGCCAGGGAAUGUUCAGACGGCGGAUUAUUUCAAAGGCGUGGUCUCUUUCCUGGUGGUCAGUGUUGGCGGGACGUUGGUGGGUCUGGUCUUUGCCGUUGUUCUGGGCUUCAUCACACGCUUCACGAAGAAAGUGCGGAUCAUCGAGCCGCUCUUCGUCUUCCUGCUGGUUUACCUGGCCUACCUGACCGCUGAACUCUUCUCCCUCUCCGCCAUCCUGUCACUGACAUUCUGUGGAAUUGGGGCAAAUAAAUAUGUGGAAGCCAACAUUUCCCAGAAGUCUCGGACCACAGUGAAGUACACGAUGAAAACCCUGGCCAGUAUCGCUGAGACCAUCAUCUUCAUCUUCCUCGGCAUCUCAGCUGUAGACAAGUCGAAAUGGGCCUGGGACACGGGGCUGGUUUCUUGUACCCUCAUCUUCAUCUUCAUCUUCAGAGCUGCUGGAGUGAUUGGUCAGACAUGGAUCCUAAACCGGUUCCGCCUUGUCCCACUGGACAAAAUCGACCAGGUGGUGAUGUCCUACGGAGGCCUAAGAGGAGCGGUGGCAUUUGCUCUGGUGGUCUUACUGGAUGGAGCGCAAGUCAAAGCCAAGGACUACUUUGUAGCGACCACCAUCGUGGUAGUCUUCUUCACUGUCAUGUUUCAGGGUCUGACCAUUAAGCCACUGGUGAAGUGGCUUAAAGUUCCUCGCGCAACCAACAGGAAGCCAACCAUCAACGAGGAGAUCCAUGAGCGGGCCUUCGACCACAUCCUGACAGCGGUGGAGGACAUCGCGGGACUGCAGGGAUACCACCACUGGAGAGACAAGUGGGAGCAGUUUGAUAAGAAGUACCUCAGCAAGCUGCUGCUGAGGAAGUCCGUUUACCAUAAGAGUGAGUUAUGGGAGGCCUACCAGAAGAUCAACAUCCGAGAUGCCAUCAGCAUCAUAGACCAGGGAGGGAAUGUGUUGACCUCUGCCAGGCUUUCUCUUCCCUCCAUGGCAAGCCGAGCCUCUUUCCCUGAGGUCACCAACGUCACCAACUACCUGCGCGAGAACGGUAGCGGCGUCUGUCUGGACCUUCAGGUGAUUGACAAUGUACCCGGGGCCAAGGUGGAAGAAGAGACGGAGACGCACCAUGUCCUCGCUGGAAACCUCUAUAAGCCAAGGAGAAGGUACCAGUCCCACUACAGCCGUCACUUCAUGAUGGUGGGGGAGAAAGAGCGUCAAGACCGCGAGGUUUUCCAGAGGAACAUGAAGAACCGCAUGGAGACGUUUAAAUCCGUCAGGCACAAACGACACAAGAAGGAGCGCAGCCAGAGGAAGCGCAGAGGGUCGGACGCCAAAGAGCAGGAUGGGAACGAAAAACCGAGACGCAACGUCAGCUGGCAUGAUAAAGAUCCGGUGAUGGUGCCAAUGCAGUCGGAGGAGGAGAAAGGAGAGAACUCAGAACACGAGAGGGACGAGGACGUUGGAAUCACCUUCGUGGCUCGCACAGCAGAAAAAUCUAAAGAGCGUCCAAGAUCAGUUCCUGCUGCUCUGGAGACAUGUCAGAGUCCAUCAGCCUUGGCACCACCCUCCCCCACCUGCGGGGAAAAAAACCUGCCCUGGAAGGGGGUGGGGGGGUCACAGCCUCCCUGUGUAUCUGUGGAGGCCACGAAGAUCAUUCCCAUCGAUCUCCAGCAGGCCUGGAAUCAGAGCAUCUCCUCCUUGGAGAGCAUCUCCUCCCCAGUUGCCUCAAACGAGCCUCUCCACCCCAGGGUGAGCGCUCUGUCCAGGCUGGGAGGACCUCGUCCGGCCUCCUACACACCUCCUAGCAGCAUCGGCUCCGCAGGCAGCACUUCCUCCAUAGGAGCUAGCGUGGCUCAUGGCUCCACCACCUUCCACUUCCCCCGGAAGGAGGAGGAAGAGGAGGAGGGAGGAGGUUUGUCGGAGGAGCAGCAGGCGGCGCAGCCCCUCAUGUCGUCUCUGAGACCCACCGCCCCUCCUCCACCCCCUCCUCCUGGCUCUGCUCCUGGCCUGGGGAGGAGGAAGAACCCCUGUGUAUACCUGAGGAGCCUGGUCACAGCGCCACCUCCUGGCAGCAGUGAGGUACGCAGUAGAGGGCCCACCCAGCUGUAA